GACUCGCUUUAUGUCUGGUUGGUUAACUGAGUAACGCUAGCUGUCAUCUAGCUAAAAAUGGGACUGUCAAGUAAUUCGUGAGAGUUUGAAUUGUCGUAGGUAGUAUUUUCCUUUAUUUCUAAGAACUAUAGACAGUUACAUUAUGGUUGCAAUAAACCCAGUUGUGCACAAAAUUUUAAGUUAUGUUCCUUUUCUUCUUGUUUUGAUUGACCUGCGAUACGAAGGUAAGCCUUCUCAGACAAUGGAUUUCAACCUAUGUUUUAUUACAGGGGUAUGUGGCAAGGAUGGAAGUUUGGAGAACCAUUUGGAGAUGGGGAAGAAACUCCUUGCUGCUGGACAGCUGGCUGAUGCACUCUCUCAUUUCCAUGCUGCUAUUGAUGGGGAUCCAAAGAACUACAUGGCCUACUACAGGAGAGCGACAGUCUACCUGGCCAUGGGCAAAUCUAAAUCUGCUCUGCCGGAUCUGAGCAAAGUCAUUGAACUCAAACCAGACUUCACAUCGGCAAGACUUCAGAGAGGCAAUCUACUCCUGAAGCAGGGGAGACUAGAUGAAGCAGAGAGCGACUUUAAGAAAGUUCUCAAUUCGAACCCUAGUGACAAAGAUGAGAAGGAGGCCCAAAGUCGUCUCAAGAAAUCUGAUGAAAUCCAGAGGUGGGUGACUCAGUCACGGGCUAACUUUGACCGCAAGGAUUACAUCACCGCUGCUGCCCAACUGGACCUAAUUAUUGAAACGUGUGUGUGGGACGUCAGCUCUAGAGAGCUGCGGGCAGAGUGCUUCAUCCAGAUGGGAGAGAUGGGCAAGGCCAUCAGUGACCUGACGGCUGCCUCCAAACUGAAGAGUGACAACACCCAGGCCUUCUACAAACUCAGCACCAUCUACUACCACCUGGGUGACCACGAAAUGUCCCUCAAUGAGGUUCGAGAAUGUCUGAAGCUGGACCCAGACCAUGAACAGUGUUACAGCCACUACAAACAAGUCAAGAAGCUCAACAAACACAUCCAGUCUGCAGAGGAGUUGAUCCAGCAGCAGAGGUAUGGAGAUGCAGUGAGUAAAUACGAGUCCGUGAUUAAGACUGAGCCAAAUGUUCCCCAGUACUCGCACCAUGCAAAGGAGCGCAUCUGCCACUGUCUGGCACAGGAGCAGCAGGAUGUAAGCAGAGCCAUCACAGUGUGCAGUGAGGUCCUUCAGUCUGACCCUCAGAAUGUGAAUGUGUUGAAGGACAGAGCAGAGGCCUACCUACUGGAUGAACAGUACGAGGAAGCUAUCAAGGACUAUGAGACUGCCCGCGAGCACAGUGAGAAUGACCGGCAGAUCAAGGAAGGGCUUGAGAAAGCACAGCGCCUCCUCAAACAGUCCCAGAAGAGAGACUACUACAAGAUCCUGGGCAUUAAGAGGACUGCCCAGAAGAAGGAGAUCGUAAAGGCCUACAGGAAGCAGGCCCAGCAGUGGCACCCAGACAACUUCCAGGAUCCUGUGGAGAAGAAGAAGGCAGAGAAGAAGUUCAUUGACAUUGUUCAGGCCAAGGAAGUGCUCACUGAUCCAGAGAUGAGGCAGAAGUUUGACAAUGGCGAGGACCCCAUGGACCCAGAGAGCCAGCAGGGUGGACACCAUCAGAACUUUCACAGUGGUUUCCAGGGCUUUAACCCCUUCAGCUCCGGACAGUUCAACUUCAAAUUCAACUACCAGUGAGCCUUAAGAGAGGAGCUUCUGGGCAUUCAUCCAGUAUGGUUGUAGCUUAACCUCUCUCUCGUUCAGGGAGAGCACAAUUACCUUCAUGAUGACAUGUCUGAGACAACUUGUACAGAUUAAAGAUGUCUUUUCUGUUGAAUGAUAUGUUUUUGGAGCUACAUUCUCUGAUGCGACUUUUUAACAUUUUUAAUCUUUGCAGCAACUCCCAUCUUCAAUUUGAGUUCUGGGUUAAUUCCAAAGCGACUACACCUUUUGUGGUGUACACUGAAAAUUGGUAUCCAUUCCUAAUGUGUACAUAGAUACAGUACUAUUUUUAUAUGAAUGGAGUCAUUGCGAAUUGUAAAUAAAGAUCUAUUUAUGCUUAUAGUA
Oncorhynchus mykiss (rainbow trout) is the source of this 2059-nucleotide messenger RNA. It is a transcript of the gene dnajc3a, whose product is annotated as DnaJ heat shock protein family (Hsp40) member C3a. Gene Ontology annotation, cellular component: endoplasmic reticulum. Gene Ontology annotation, molecular function: misfolded protein binding; protein-folding chaperone binding. Gene Ontology annotation, biological process: protein folding in endoplasmic reticulum. Lineage: Eukaryota; Metazoa; Chordata; Actinopteri; Salmoniformes; Salmonidae. The record is from RefSeq and is a predicted model, not a curated record.